UAUCAGAGCUUGGGUCUCUCUUACCAUGUAGUGGCAAUCAUCAGUGGCGCACUGAACCUCGCAGUGUCAAAGAAAUGCAAUUUGGAGGUGUGGUUCCCAUUCCAAGGCACAUACAAAGAACUGGUUUCCUGCUCGAAUUGCAUGGAUGGCACGGAUAGCAGGUGGCUAGGAAUUUGUUGUGGUCUCAAAGCGAAGGACCAGCAAUGGAAGGUCUACGUCCACAUGCUGAAC
Molecule: messenger RNA, 231 nt
Organism: Suillus subalutaceus
Lineage: Eukaryota; Fungi; Basidiomycota; Agaricomycetes; Boletales; Suillaceae
Exons: 2
Biological process (GO): seryl-tRNA aminoacylation
Cellular component (GO): cytosol
Molecular function (GO): serine-tRNA ligase activity; ATP binding; tRNA binding
Source: RefSeq, a predicted model, not a curated record